Messenger RNA from Abrus precatorius (Indian licorice), 1443 nucleotides. RefSeq lists its product as uncharacterized. The transcript has 3 exons. The record is from RefSeq and is a predicted model, not a curated record. The coding region runs from base 145 to 426 and encodes 93 amino acids. Lineage: Eukaryota; Viridiplantae; Streptophyta; Magnoliopsida; Fabales; Fabaceae.
GCUGCACUAUCUCUUUGGGCCAUAGUCCAGCCCAAUAUUGGCUUGGUUCACCCAAAGUCUGGGAACCACACUAGGGUUUAGCUUCUUGCCUAAACCCCUAAUCGUGUCGUGGGUUCAAGUUGCGCAGUGAGCAAAGGCAAAGCAAUGGCUUGGCGCUGUGGAUCUCUCUCUCGGUCGUUGCUCUCCGCCGCGAGAACGGUGCCAAAUCGUUCCUCUAUCUCUCGCCUUCACCACCCUUCCUCUUCUUCCCUUCGUUCUCAUCUUCUCCACUCUCGCCGCCCCCUCAUUAUAGUCCCUAGGGCUAUGGGAUUUCUCGGGUGCACGCAAUCGCUGAUGCCACUGCACAGCGCUGACGCCGCCGCUCGUCUCACUUCUCACAUUUCCGUCGAAUCUCGCGCUUGCUGCGAAUUGUCCCAGGGUACUUGAAUAGACUUUACAAACAGCACCAGUUGUGGUUAUAUGUAUGACUCGACGUAAAAUUGGUGGCUAAUGCUGUGAAGCAGGAAGCCUGUUGAUGUCUUGAUGUCUCUUUUCAAUACUUUUUGUGCCCUUGGUGGAGAUUCGGGUAGUAUAUUCGAAAAACAUUUCAAGUUUUCAUUCUUAUGAAAAAUAAAUAAGUAUAUCUAUUCUUCUUUUAGAAACUUCUCAAGCUAAUUGAAGAGCAUCAACAUUGUUUUUCUUUGUAUCAGAUAAUAAUAGCAUGGUCUAAGAUUCAAGUUAUAUUGAAAUUAAGUUCAUGUAUAGAUAUUAGUUGGCCUUGUGGAUGCUCGUUAUUAUGUGAGCAGUUGCUAUGGUUUUCUUUUGCUCUUGCACAAAAUCAAAAGGUUUUAUAAUGUUGGUUGAAUCAGAGUUGCUGUUUGAUAUUAUCAGGCCGUCGCCUACUUACAAGUCCUUUCUAUCUAUCUAUAUACAGUACAUACCGUGUAUCUUUGUCACACUAUGCAGUAUGCAUGGCUAGUGGAGGUCGAACCUGUACUGUAACUCACUUGGCUUAUCCAAGCAGGGGUUAAUGCAAUGUAUAUUAAACUAGUACAGUUUUAUGCAAAUGCCAUUAUUAAGAACUUGCUCAGCCUUCUUCCUUGACCUGGCUUCAGCCUCCGAGCAAGCCUCUAAUUAGUUUUGCCUCCUUUUCUUCAAAACCUAGUUAAGGUGAUGAUGGGACUAAUCUCAAUUUGUACGUUGAGCAGUUACAAAGCAGAUAGGCAUUCUUUUAUUUUGGGCAAUUUGGAUGCUUUCUUUAAAUGAUUGCAUUUUUGAGUCACUUUGGGUUUAGGUGACUCCGUGCGUUAGCUAUGCUUCCUCAACUUAGUUGAGUCUUGUGACACAUCGUCAAUUUGGUGUUGCCUCUUAUUGAAGUUGAUUGUGGUCAUGAGUAACAUUGAUUGAAUAAUAGUGAUGUUGAUAAUGCGUAGUUCAUGAGAAAUAAGUAGUGCUAUUAGACUG